This is a messenger RNA of Aspergillus tanneri, 489 nucleotides long. Its product is annotated as putative nuclear transport factor 2 domain protein. The transcript is spliced from 2 exons. Gene Ontology annotation, biological process: protein import into nucleus. NCBI's taxonomy places the organism in Eukaryota, Fungi, Ascomycota, Eurotiomycetes, Eurotiales, Aspergillaceae. The record is from RefSeq and is a predicted model, not a curated record. The coding region runs from base 1 to 489 and encodes 162 amino acids. Gene Ontology annotation, cellular component: nuclear pore central transport channel.
AUGGCUCCUGCAGGUGAAGAUGUACUGACGAAAGUGUCCACGGAUGCGGCGACCGAAUUUGUCCAGUCCUUCUACCCUGCACUCCAGUCCAACCGCGCCGCAAUAUCCUCGUUCUAUAACCAGCCCACCGGAACGAUCUUGUUCAAUGGAAAUACUGUCGCCGAUGGUAGCGCAGUCCAGGAGAUCUUCGUCAAUCAAAUGCCUCCAACACAUUACGAGGUACAGUCAUUUGACUGCCAGAUCAUCAACCCCACAUAUCCUACUCCUACGACAGGUGGUCUGAAACUACCCAGCCAGACGACAGUGAAGGACAUGUCCAUUCUGGUGGUUGUGAGUGGCUUUGUGCGCUUUGGAGAAUCGAGAGACCUACCACAACGAGGGUUCAGUGAAACCUUCGUACUCGUACCGAAUCCUUCAGCUGAUGGGCCUAAGGGAAGGCGUCGGAAAGAAUGGCUUAUUCAAACACAAAACUUCCGACUUGUGGUUUGA